GCGGGGCGGCAGUGCCGGCGAGCGCUCGGCGGCGGCGGCUGCGGCUCCGGCUCCUCCUCGCUCACGGCCCGGCCCCGGCCCAGGCCCAGCCCCCCCCCCCCCGCCGCCAUGUCCGGCCCCGGCAGCGGCGGCGACUUCGGGAACCCGCUGCGGAAGUUCAAGCUCGUCUUCCUGGGCGAGCAGAGCGUUGGGAAGACCUCUCUGAUCACCAGGUUUAUGUACGACAGUUUCGACAAUACUUACCAGGCAACCAUUGGAAUUGAUUUCCUGUCAAAAACAAUGUACCUUGAAGAUCGCACGGUUCGGCUGCAGCUUUGGGACACAGCAGGCCAGGAGCGGUUCCGCAGUCUCAUUCCCAGCUACAUCCGCGACUCCACUAUUGCUGUGGUAGUGUAUGACAUUACAAACUUGAACUCUUUCCAGCAGACCUCCAAGUGGAUCGAUGACGUUCGGACAGAGAGGGGCAGCGAUGUCAUCAUCAUGUUGGUGGGGAACAAAACCGACCUGGCAGACAAGAGGCAAAUCACUACAGAAGAAGGUGAACAGAGAGCCAAAGAGCUGAAUGUGAUGUUUAUUGAGACCAGUGCGAAGACUGGAUACAAUGUGAAACAGCUUUUCCGCCGUGUGGCUGCUGCCUUACCUGGGAUGGACAGCACACCAGAGAAGAGCAAAGAAGACAUGAUUGACAUCAAACUAGAGAAACCUCCUGAGCAGCCAGUAACGGAGAGCGGUUGCUCCUGCUAACAGGCCCGUUCUGUAGCAGCACAUUCCCCAACCGGCCAGUCUCACUGAAGAACAUCACUGCUCAUUGGCUAGGCAACCCUACUGUGGGCUGAAAAACCAACCUACUAAGCGAGCGAACUCCCUGUUUACUGGUGGGGAGCAGCCCCGGCCGCCCCUCUUACUGCAUGGUAUGAGCCUUGAGUGCAGAAUGAGUGUCCUGUCUUUUA
This is a messenger RNA of Cygnus atratus (black swan), 950 nucleotides long. It is a transcript of the gene RAB41, whose product is annotated as RAB41, member RAS oncogene family. Lineage: Eukaryota; Metazoa; Chordata; Aves; Anseriformes; Anatidae. The record is from RefSeq and is a predicted model, not a curated record. Gene Ontology annotation, molecular function: GTP binding; GTPase activity. The transcript has 8 exons. Bases 109 to 744 code for a protein of 211 amino acids.